AUGAAAAAUAAUAUCUUAACCCUUAUACAACCUAAUAAUAAUGAAAAUAUUUUGCCAGAAUUAGAAGAAUCUUCUACAAGUGAUAAUGAAAUUAGUUUACCAACUUCUGACAAUUCACCAAUUGAACCUAAUAAUCCACAAAUUGAACUUGAUAAUCUGCUAAGUGAAAUAACUGAUUCGAUUAAAGUAGCUGAAAUGACUGAAGAAGGCAUAAUAGAUGAUUCUGAAGUCUCUGAUAAUGAAGAGUAUUGGUCAAAUGUAGUUGAGAAUUAG
Scutellospora calospora is the source of this 273-nucleotide messenger RNA. The record is from the annotation of a GenBank genome assembly. Lineage: Eukaryota; Fungi; Glomeromycota; Glomeromycetes; Diversisporales; Gigasporaceae.